GUCUUAUUUACGCACUGCGACUUCCCUGGAUCGGAUAUCGGGUGCGAAGCUUUUCAUGCCCAUUAUUUCUUUUUUUCUGACUAACAUGGUGCGGAGAAUGGCUUUUGGAAGAGAUGGUGCUUUCGCCGCUCUUGAAUCGAGUGGAUUUCGGUGUCUCUGUUUUAGGAAAAAUUUUGAAGCUCGGUUUGAAGCCAGACGCUGCCACUUUGAAUACUCUUGUCAAGGGCCUUUGUUUUGGUGGCGAAGUUGCUCAAGCAGCAGGGUUAUUUAACCGAAUGAUGCAGAACGGUUGUCAAUUGGAUGUGCUUACUUAUUCGACGAUGAUAAAUGAGUUAUGUAAGAUUGGGGAAAAUAGUGCAGCCCUAGAGUUGCUAAGGAAGAUGGAAGAAAGAGGUUGUGUGCCAAAUGUAGUAGCAUAUAGCACAAUCAUUGACAGCCUCUGCAAGGACAGGCUAGUCAAUGAAGCUUUCAGCCUCUUCUUAGAAAUGAUUGGUAAAAACAUAACUCCAAAUGCUGUCACCUACAACUCAUUAAUCCGUGGCUACUGUAGUUCAUGUCAGUGGAAAGAAGUUAGUAGAUUGUUGAAUGAAAUGAUAGAUAAAGAAAUCACACCAAAUGCGUAUACCUUCAACAUAUUGGUUGAUAACCUUUGUAAAGAGGGGAAAAUUGCUGAAGCACAGCAUGUUGUGGAAUUGAUGAUUGGAAGAGGUCUAGAGCCAAAUACUAUAACUUACACUGCCCUUAUGGAUGGAUUUGUUUUGCAAGGCCAAAUGAACAUGGCAUUGGAUGUAUUUGAUGUGAUGGUUGGCAGAGGUUGUUUGCCUAGUGUUUAUAGUUAUAGCAUCUUGAUCAAUGGAUUUUGCAAGAGUAAAAAAAUGGAGGAAGCCAUGAAGCUCUUUGAAGAAAUGUCUCAAAAUGGAGUGAUUCCCAACAUUGUGACUUUCACAACUCUUAUAAGCGGCCUAUGCGAGGUGGGCAGGCCGCAGGAUGCACAGAUGCUUCUAGAUAAGAUGCAAGCUCAUGGCCAAACUCCUAAUGUUGUAACAUACUCAACUUUGUUGGAUGGCCUAUUUAAAAACAAAUUCGUUGAUGAGGCGAUGGCCUUGUUUAAAACAAUUGAAAAUAGUGGAAUUAGUCUUGAUAUAGUUAUUUACAAUAUCAUUAUUGCUGGUAUGUGCAAAGUUGGGAAGCUUGAAAUUGCAAAGGAAACCUUUCAAAAUCUCUCUGCCAAAAAGCUACAACCUAGUCUUUCUACAUAUAAUAUAAUGAUGAAAGGGUUUUGUAAAAGAGGGUUGUUAAAUGAAGCAAAUGACUUGCUUCGAAAAAUGGACGACAGUGGCUGCCCCCCGGAUGGUUUCACUUAUAACAUAAUUAUCCAAGGACUUCUUCAAGACAAUGAGAUAUUGAGAGCAAAGAAACUCCUUCACAUAAUGGUUAGUCGGGGUUUCUCAGUGGAUGCGAACACUAUGACCAUGUUACUAGAGUUGCAAUCUAUUGGUAAAUUAGAUCUAUCAUUGUUGGAUAUGACGCAUAAGCAUUUGUGACAGUUAUGAACAUGAACUAAGACCUAGCAAUGAAUGUUGGGAAGGAGGCAGAUUGAGAAUUUUUUUUCAUGUUUAUUGUUAUUUGGUGCUUAUUGUUUCACAUCUAGCAUUAGUUACUAGUACUGGUUGCGUACUGUUGUUCCAUAGCAACUAUUUUUCUCUGUUCAUGUGUAAAUUCUUCUUAGGAUCACGUUGUUGCGAUAUGUUAUCGAAGAUUCUCUAAAGUGACAAAAUAACAUAUUUAUAGUUAUGUAUUGACAAUUUAACUUGGAAGCUUGCUCAAUGUUUAUAAUAUGGACAAAUAAAUAAUAUUUAUGCUGUUUGGAUUGACC
Malania oleifera is the source of this 1876-nucleotide messenger RNA. Its product is annotated as putative pentatricopeptide repeat-containing protein At1g12700, mitochondrial. The record is from RefSeq and is a predicted model, not a curated record. The coding region runs from base 114 to 1544 and encodes 476 amino acids. The transcript is spliced from 2 exons. Gene Ontology annotation, molecular function: protein binding. Lineage: Eukaryota; Viridiplantae; Streptophyta; Magnoliopsida; Santalales; Ximeniaceae.